AUGUCUGUGAUACAGGGUCAGAUUGGCUGGAGAGUGACUUACACCUCUACUCAGAUCUGUGCUGUUAAAGGAUCAACAGUGAACAUACCCUGCAGCUACACAUACCCAUCCUGGUGGGAAGGCAGUGAUACUAGAGUUGAGAGAACAUUCUGGUUUACUGAAUUAAAUAGUGGUGAACCCGUGGAUCUAACAACAGUCUCAGAGUAUUCAGGUCGUGUGCAGUAUCACUGUGAAAACAAGGACUGUACUCUGAGAAUCUCAGACCUGAGAGAGAGAGACUCAGCUGUGUACAAGUUCAGGUUCAUAACAAACCGUUUCAGAGGGAAAUAUACUGGUUAUCCUGGAGUCACUCUGUCUGUUACAGACAGAUUUUCCUGUGCUGUAAGAGGACAUGAGGACUCCCCCUCUCCUUCAGUGUAUGGUCCAAAGCUUCCCUCUGUGUCAGUGAGUCCCUCUGCUGAGAUAGUGGAGGGCAGUUCAGUGACUCUGACCUGUAGCAGUGAUGCUAACCCAGCAGCUAAAUACACCUGGUACAAGGAGAAGCCAGUCAUUAAAUAUCUCAGUGAAGGACCACAGCUCGUCUUCAGCUCCAUCCAGUCCUCUGACUCUGGACAGUAUUCCUGUAAAGCUGAGAACAAGCUGGGGGAAAAGACGUCUCAAUACAAAUUUAUCAAUGUGAAAUAUGGUCCAAAGCUUCCCUCUGUGUCAGUGAGUCCCUCUGCUGAGAUAGUGGAGGGCAGUUCAGUGACUCUGACCUGUAGCAGUGAUGCUAACCCAGCAGCUAACUACACCUGGUACAAGGAGAACCAAACACUGCUUCAAGGACCAGAAGGACGUUAUUAUUUCUCCUCCAUCAGAUCUGAGGACAGAGGGAACUACUACUGCAAGUCUGAGAAUCAGUUUGGACAGAUCAAGUCAUCGUCUCUGUCAGUAGAUGUUCAGUAUGGUCCAAAGCUUCCCUCUGUGUCAGUGAGUCCCUCUGCUGAGAUAGUGGAGGGCAGUUCAGUGACUCUGACCUGUAGCAGUGAUGCUAACCCAGCAGCUAACUACACCUGGUACAAGGAGAAUGAAGACUCACCAAAAGCAUCAGGACAGAUCUUCACCAUCACUGACUUCAGAGCUGAACACAGUGGGAAUUAUUACUGUGUAGCCCAGAACAGAAGAGGAAGUCAGAACUCCACCUUACACCUGAUUGUUGUAGCAGAUCAUCAUAUCUCAGGAUCAAGUCUGUUAAUAGCUGCUGGACCAAUCAGUGUUGUUCUCCUGGCUGUCCUAUCCCUCUCUGUCUUCCUGUGGAUCAGAAAGAGGAGGGCUUCCAGGGACUCGUCUGGACCAGACAACAGGGAACAGUGUGUACCUGAUCCGAGUGAGCCAGAGGAGCAGGCUGACCUUCAGUACGCCACCAUCCACGUCUCCAACAGCCAGGCAGAUCCUCUGUACUCCAACAUCAGAGCUGCUCCGCCCCUCAGACACAGGGAGCAACAGGAAGCCGUUGAGUACGCUGCCGUCAGCUUCAACAGUGGCAGUACUGCCCCGAGAACCAGAGGUCGGGACACUGGAGAGGAUCCAGAUGCUUUGUACAGCACAGUCAACAAGACCAGAUGA
Messenger RNA from Perca flavescens (yellow perch), 1605 nucleotides. Its product is annotated as B-cell receptor CD22-like. The record is from RefSeq and is a predicted model, not a curated record. The coding region runs from base 1 to 1605 and encodes 534 amino acids. The transcript has 10 exons. NCBI's taxonomy places the organism in Eukaryota, Metazoa, Chordata, Actinopteri, Perciformes, Percidae.